AUGGCGCCACUGUCGCUGAAAGUGAUCCAGGACGAGGGCGCCGUGACUCGGACGGUGAAGUUCGAGUCCAAGUCGAAGGUGAGCACAGCGCUCGCCACCGUCAAGGAGAGGAUACACACGGCAGACGAUGGCAAAGAAUACGCGCUGUUCCUCACAUCGGCCGAUGAUGAGAUGUCUGGUAUCUGGCUGGAGGACCAACGGAACCUGGAGUACUACAUGCUGAGAGAUGGCGACACGCUGUAUUACCUCUGCAAGACCAGGAACCUGAAAGUUAGGAUGCUGGACGGUUCUAUGAAGACGCUGCUGGUGGACGAGUCAAAACCCGUGGAGGAGUUGAUGGUGAACAUCUGUGCCAGAAUUGGCAUCACCAACCACGACGAAUACGGACUGUGCCGUGAUGAGGGUGAUGAAGAGGAGAAACCGGCACUAGGCACGAGCACAGGAACCCUCACGCUGAGGAAGGUGAAACAGCCGAAGGAGAAGGAUGCCAAGCUGGAGCACCUCAGCAAGAAGCUCAAAACUGAUGACAAUGUGCAAUGGUUGGCGAAACACAAGACGCUCCGCGAGAUGGGCAUCGGUCCGAAGCAGGCGCUGUUGCUGAAGCGGCGGCUGUUCUACUCGGACCGGAAUGUGGACGCGCGGGAUCCGGUGCAGCUGAACCUGCUGUACCUUCAGGCCAAGGAUGCCAUCCUCAACGGGAAGCACCCCGUCACCGAGGACAAAGCGGUGGAAUUCGCUGGUAUCCAGUGCCAGAUAUGCUUCGGUGACUAUCAGGAAGACAAACACAAAACGGGGUUAAUAGAGAAUCUUAAGGAGUUUCUCCCGGAGCAGUACGCGAGCUCGUGGGGAAUCGAGAAGAAGAUAUUUAAGGAGCACAGGAAACACCAGGAAGUCAGUUCCAUCGAUGCCAAAUAUUUAUACACCAAGACUGCACGAGAUCUCCCUACUUAUGGGGUCACAUUUUUCUUAGUCAAAGAGAAGCACAAAGGUAAAAAGAAACUGAUACCUCGUCUCCUGGGCAUCAAUGCGGAAGCGAUACUCCGGCUGGACGAGGUCACCAAGGAGAUCCUGCAGGUGUGGCCCCUCACACACGUCAAGUCGUACCAGGUCGGAAAAUCGGAGACCUUCUCACUGAACUUUGGGGAAUACAGUGAAAAAGAAUAUUGCGUGAAGACUAACGAUGCUAUUCGGAUUCGGGACAUCUUGCAAGGCUACAUUGAUAUCAUUGGAAAACGACUGGCCGCAGUCUACAACAGCAGCCAGCCGGAACGAGAGGUCAUUGGCGAGGACAACAUCAAAGUGUCCAGAGGCAACAUCAUACAGCACGUCGGCUACAAUGCUACAAAAGUUGUUGAAGAAUCAUUUGUUGGGUCUUCGAUCCUUCUCCCUUACGAAUCAGGUACUAUGAUCUCGAAGGGUACUCAUUUAGUCAACAUCAAACAAGCAAUGGUUACCGGUAUUGGCUCCACCAAACAACAAUCCAUUAGUGGAGAAGUGCCAAUGAGGAAUAACGCAUCGAUGGACUUCGUGAAGAAGCUGAACCGCCUCAACUCUGGCUCCGUGAAGAUCGUCAGCUACCUAGCUGAUCCAAAUGAUGCUCACAUUUUGGAGUCUCAGAAAGUAGUGGAAACCAUUAAUGCUGAAUGGCCGGACAUUCAAGAAGGUGUAAAAGAGAUGGCUGAUAAACAAUCAAACGAAGAUGAGAGGAAGAAGCUUCUAGAUCAACUGCAGGAACUGUGCAAUCAAGUGGAUAUGUUGUCAGCAUCAAUGGAAACCAGUAAAAUUGAUGCAGCUAAAGGUCUAGAUGCGGCUAAGAAUAUUGCAAAUAUAUCGGCAGAGAUGUACUCCAGUAUGGAUCCUAAAACUAAGAAGCGUAGCAAACUCCUCGAGAAAUCGCGCUCAAGUUUCAUAGCGGACGAGAGGACUGCCGCGUACCUGCGGCGCACGUCGUUCCUGGCCAUCGCUUCCAGAGCCGGACAAGCGGUGGACAAAGCCCAAGAAAUACUUAACGAGAAAUACGAAGGACCAAAAAUCGACGAGCAGGAGUUGGAGAAAGAUUCUGCCGAUAAAAUGGGGAAACUGAAUUCGGCCAUCGCAUUCGUCUUAAUGGCACAAGCAGAUCCCAAGAAUGUGGAUUACUCGGCUGCAGUUAUGUCCAUGAACACCAUACACGAACUGAUCCCGGAAUUAGCUAGAGAUGUGCAAGCGUUAGCAGUCUACAAAGAAGGCGACGAGAAACAAAAGAUGUUGGAUGACAUGAAGAUGCUGUGCGAAGCGGCGCAUCAAGUGUGUUCUUUGACAGGCGCUGCUGACUAUGAGAAACUUCAAGACAUUUCCAACAUUUACUCGGACGUUUCCAGAAAGUUAAUGUUCAAAUUUACACGCGGCGUGAUCGGAGCCCAAGACAAUAAGAUCAUCGAACUAACAAAAGAUGUCGGCGACAAAACCUCAGCACUAUUGGUACAGGCGAAUAAAUUGUCUGAACCAAAAUCGGAAGGAGGCGCCGCUGUGGAUGAAGCUGGAUUGACGUCACCGACUAUCCACGAACCCCACUGCCAGAGCGCAUUAACAGCUGCAUCGGAGACGCUUUCAUCAUCAGCUCAACAUUUAAUGUCUACUGCCAAGCCUCUACUAGAGCAGCCAGCUCACCAACAUCUUGCGGACGAUUUUCAUAGAAGAAACACGGAUUUGACUAAAGCGUUGGAUAAACUACAGCAAGCUUAUGCUUAUGAAGAUGAUGCCGAAGAGAAUAAGGUUCGCAGAGAGCAGCAAAGAUUGAAAUUCAUUACUACGUUACGCAACGCGAAUAAAUAUUUAGAGAACGCCGACAAAGAGUUAAACAAACCUUUAAUAGCAAGUUCUAAGGAUGCCAGCUCAGGAACUGAAGAAAAUGUUGCAGAACGCAUUGCUGAAUUGAAAUCUAUUGUAGCUUCUGUUAUUGCUACGACUGCAGAUCGUGAUAGCCCAGAUUACGCAUCGGCCGAUGUUGCAAUUGGCACUAUGUACACCCUUCUGCCUGGAGUUAUUAAGGAUGCCAAAGCUCUAAGUGCAAAUAAAGAAGUUGAAGCCCGUGGAAAGAUUAUGGAUGACCUUAAGAAACUUUUGGCUGCUACUCAAGAAAUAUGUGCAAGCACGGCCUCAAACAACAUUGAAGAACUUAAUGAAGUUAGUGCGAAAUUUGCUGAAGCAUCCAGUGAUCUGUAUUAUGCUUUCAGUCCACGAGUUUCUCCAGUUACAGAAGAUGAGAUCAUAGAUAAUUCUACAGUUGCGUGUACUCAAGCAUCAGAAUUGUUGGCAAACGUUUACCAGCUCGUUGAAGAAAUAGGUGGCGAGGAAGGGGCUGUACUAGAUAAAAAGGGGACAGUCACAGCUGAUGCUGCAAAAGCUUUACUCGCUAUUGCUCAAUUAACAGCAGCAAGCGUCAACGAAUCGUGUUGCCGCGAGGCUUUGGUGUCCGCUGUAGACAAGUUAUCAGCGACAGCUUACGACCUGGAAGCAACAUUCAAGCCAAUGACGCGGGAUCGUAGAUAUGCCGACCUUGGAGUGAAGUUACAAAAUCAACAUCAACAGCUGCAAGACGAAUUGGACAAACUGAAGAAAUCCUGCCCACCAGCAGUGGAUCAAUGUCGAAGAAUGCAGUAUGUGAGAACUGCGCAAGAGAUGAAGCAAGCUGUAGAAGCUGCCCAGCAGGAAUUAGAAAAGCCGGCGGGCGCGCCAGUGCGGGGCGAGGCGAGCGUGGUGCGCCAGCUACAGCUGCAGCAGCGGAUGGCGAGACUCAACGCUGCCAUUGCCGCACUCGUCGCAGCCACCGCAGAAGGGAAGAGCGUGGACUACGUCAAGGCGGAAGAAGCCGUCUGUACCGUCAACGAGCUAAUACCUCAAGUGGUCAAGGAGACUAAGGCUCUGAGUGCAAGCGGCGACGAGAAGUCUCGCCGAGCUGCUCAGGCGGAGCUGCUGGCACUGUGUGAUGCUGUGCGAGGAAUCAGUGAUGCUGCACAGCAACACGACGCGAAGGGCGUUAAUGAGUACGCAUCGAAAUUCUCAAAUGCUUCAGGAAAACUGACAUUUGUUGUGAACCCGCGAACAAGUGCAGAGAAGACAAAACAGAUCAUGGAUAUAUCAUCAUCGGUGAGCAAGCAAACGUCACAGUUGGUGGCGGAAGCACAGAAGUUGUCCAAGUCAGUCGGCGGCCAAGUCCAAUUGGACGAGAGCAGUCAGAAGACGGCGAACGCGGCCAAGGUUUUACUUACAUGUGCAAAGCUGACUGCUCCCCACGCGGGCGAGGCUCGCUGUCGGGAGAUGCUAGCGUCAGCCGCGGAGAGCCUGCGGAGGGAGGCGGGGCAGCUGGCGGCCGAGUGCGCUCUGGAGAGAGACUCGCAGCCGGCGCUGGCGGCCGACGUGGACCGCAGCCACCGACAGCUGCGGGGCUUGCUGGAUCAGCUCGCGGCGGCCUGCGGAAAUGGCGGCGGUGAGAGGAUCUUUUGUAUAAGUGUGUUCCUACCAAGGAAAGGAGCUUUGAGGGCUCCAUUGAAAACCGUUAGCGCUAUAGGAGAGAAACAGCGAUUAACAAAAGCUGCGUCAGCUACUCAAGACGCAGUCAAAGCAGCACACGAGGAGUUGGACAAGCCGGCGGGCGCGCCAGUGCGGGGCGAGGCGAGCGUGGUGCGCCAGCUGCAGCUGCAGCAGCGGAUGGCGAGACUCAACGCCGCCAUCGCCGCACUCGUUGCAGCCACCGCAGAUGGAAAGAGCGUGGACUACGUCAAGGCGGAGGAAGCCAUCUGUACCAUCAACGAAUUACUACCACAAGUGGUCAAGGAAACUAAGGCUUUGAGUGCAAGCGGCGACGAGAGGUCUCGCGGAGUUGCUCAGGCGGAGCUGCUGGCACUGUGUGAUGCUGCGAGAGGAAUAUGUAAUGCUGCUCAGCAACACAACGCGAAGGGCGUUAAUGAGUAUGCAUCGAAAUUCUCAAAUGCUUCAGGAAAACUAACAUUUGUUGUAAACCCGCGAACAAGUGCAGAGAAGACAAAACAGAUCAUAGAUAUAUCAUCAUCGGUGAGCAAGCAGACGUCACAGUUGGUGGCGGAAGCGCAGAAGUUGUCCAAGUCAGUCGGCGGCCAAGUCCAAUUGGACGAGAGCAGUCAGAAGACGGCGAACGCGGCCAAGGUUUUACUUACAUGUGCAAAGCUGACGGCUCCCCACGCGAGCGAGGCUCGCUGCCGGGAGGUGCUGGCGUCGUCCGCGGAGAGCCUGCGGAGGGAGGCGGGGCAGCUGGCGGCCGAGUGCGCUCCGGAGAGAGACUCGCAGCCGGCGCUGGCGGCCGACGUGGACCGCAGCCACCGACAGCUGCGGGGCUUGCUGGAUCAGCUCGCGGCGGCCUGCGGAGACGCCGGCGGGAAAGGAACUUUGGGAGCUCCACAAAAAACCGUUAGCGCUGUGGGAGAGAAGCAGCGGUUGACAAGAGCUGCGUCUGCUACUCAGGACGCAGUGAAGGCUGCACACCAGGAGUUGGACAAGCCUCUGCGAGCUCCACUGACAAAUGAGGAGGCUGCGUCGCGGCGGGAGCAACUCUCGCGGUACAUGGCAGACCUGAACGCUGCAUCUGCUGCACUCCUCGCUGCAAUAUUGGAUGGUGAUGAACCGGACUAUAUCACAGCAGAGAAAGCAGUUCGUACAGUCAAUGAAAUAUUACCGCACGUUGCCAAAGAUGCUCGAGUGGCGUGUCCUCUAAUCGACGCGAAGCCGCAGAAGGACAUGGAGGAAGAGAUGCGCGCGUUGUGUGAUGCUGCGCUCUCACUCAGCCACGCGGCCGUCCAACGGGACCCCCAGACACUCAAUGAGCACGCAUCAAAAUUGGCAAAGGCCUCCAAUGGACUUAUGUACAUCGUCAAUCCACAGACACAACCGGAUAUAUCGAAGAAGAUAAUUGUACUAUCUCAGUCCGCGCACGAUAAGGUUGCAAAGAUCGUAACAGAUGCACAGCAACUAGCAAAGACAGUCGGUGGGGAGAAGGGUACUAAGCUGAGCAACAGCGCUGGCAAGACAGCUGACGCAGCAAGAGUUCUUCUUACUUCACAACAGCUGGUAAUACCAUACAUUUCCGAGGCGCGAAGUCAAGCAACAUUAAUCUCAGCAGCUGAUAGUUUAUCAGCCGCUGCUCGAGAUCUCACUAACCAGUGUGGGAUAUUAAAGCAAAAUCCACAGCAUGCAGCCUUUGUUUCUAAAUUAGACAGCCAAAACCAGAAUCUUCAGACAGACUUGGAUGAGUUGAGAGACAUUUGUCAGAAUAUAUCUAAAGGUAAAGCAACUGCUGUAACUGAAGAUGCCAAUACGGAGGCGCAGCGCCUGCAAUUCGUCAGAACUGUAUCUGCUAGUAAAAAUGCCGUGGACGCUGCUCACCAGGAAUUGGGCACGCCAAUAGUUGGUCUUCCGCUGAAGGCUGAAGCAGCUGUUGCACAACAAUUGAAGCUCUCCCAGUGGAUGGCGCAGCUAAACGCAGCCAUCGCCGCUCUUGCCACCGCUGUAUCUGGUCGAGAUCCGAUUGACUACGUAACUGCUGAGAAAGCUGUCACAAUUGUUAACGAACUGUUGCCACGCGUUGCCAAAGAAACAAAAGUGUUGGGUACGAGAUUGGAUGACGGUUCUCAAGCAGUGCUUGUGGGCGAUCUACGAAGCCUAUGCGAGUCUGUACAGGAAUUGUGUUCUGCCAGCGGUGAACAAAAUAUAACGGCCGUUAAUAACUCAGCAGCGAAAUGCGCCAACAUGGCAGCCAAACUGUGUUCAGCUGUGAAUCCUCACAUCAACCCGGAAAAGGAACAACAGAUAAUAAAUUUGUCAACAAAAGCGUGCAGUGGAGCCUCUCAGAUAUUGGCAACGGUGUACAAGCUGUCAGAGGCCGAGGGAGGUGAGGUUGGGGCGCAACUAGACCAGACGGGCUCACGUACCGUUAAUGCUGCGAAGACACUCCUUACUGCAGCGCAGUUGACAGCACCGUAUAUCCACGAGCAACCCUGUCAAAUGGCGCUGAUCUCUGCAAUCGACGAAUUAUCAACAUCGUCCAAACAAUUGUCCAGCAUGUGGCAACUGGUGGUCAAGAACCCACGUCAUGAAGCUGUGAAAAGUAGUCUGGAGCAGCAGUAUCCUCAAUUGGAGAGUGAUCUGGCGUUACUGAAGAAGAUGUGCAAGGAUGUCAAUAGAAUCUCUAAUCCAAUCAAAUCUACAACAAUGAAUCAGCCACCAUUACCUCCCAAACGUUCCAAAUCCAAAACCGAAGUAUUACCAAGUCCAACUGCACCGGACGAUAAGCGAAGAUCUAGCAGAGAUGUCAACGAGGAGUCACUGGAUAAAAUUCGACGCGAACAGAGCAAAAAUGAAGCACCAUUCGUUACUGAAGCUGAGAAGGCAGUACAAAAACAGUUUGUGUCGUGUACUGAAGAUGCAGUGCGCAAUUUACGCGUCGCUGAGGAGGAGAUGAAGAAUUUGAAGAGCGAUGGUCCAGUAUUGAGUGAAGAUCAAAAAAUAGCUGUUCAAAAUGCGAUAGAGCAAAAGUUAGGUCUUUCAGCUGCUGCGGUCGCUACACUGCUUGCUAGUAACCAAACAGAUACUGUUGACUACAACACUGCAUCGAAGUCAAUGAAGACUUUAUCCGAUUUAAUGCCGGCAGUUGUGAAAGAUGCAAAAACUCUGCAUAGCACGGUAGCUGAGAAGGACAGACAAAGUUUCAUUGAUAACAUUCUGGAAUUACUCCACAGUGGUAAUAAACUGUGUAAUACUGCAACUGGAGAUAGACAGAAACUGAGCCAGGUCGCCGUGGACUACGGUAAUAAGUCUGCAACGUUGUUAUACUCUGUGGGUGGAGAAGCGGACCCUGAACAGGAGAAGGAGGUGGGCGGGCGGACGCAAGCUGUGGGCGACAGCAUGUCGCGGCUGGUGCGGGUGGGCGCGGGCGCGGCGACGGUGCCGAGCGUGUGUUCCGCCGCCGCCAGCUGCGCGCGCGCCGCCGCCGGACUCGCCUACACCGCCAAGCUCGUAGCACCGACGAUUCAAAUACCCGAAUGCCUGCGUUGUCUCAUAAGUGCCUCGGACGAGCUCGCUUCCGACCUGAAGACCUUCGCGGAUACCUGGAAGCCUCUAGCUGCGGAUCCUGAAUACAAAGAAGCUGUUCAAGAGAUGAGCUCGGAACUGAAAGACUUAGAGGGGCUUCUACUAAACCUAAAACAGGAUCUGGUGUCAGGAAAGAUGGUGAGGAGAAAGAAAAGGAUUGUGGUGGAAAAUACUCCGUUGAGGCAACUGGCUAUCUCGCUACUAGAAAAUGCUAAAAAAAGAAGUCAGUCCGUUACUCUGGACGCUAAACAGAAGCAGGAGUACGAGAAGUACGCUAUAGCCUUGAAAAAUGCAGUCCAACAGCUGGAUAUAGCCAAUUGGGCUUGCAAGCGGUCUCUACACGAUACAGAUAAACGCUUGCAACUAGAGAACGCAGUCCAAAAUCUGCAAAUGAUUGUGUUACAAGAGAGACCGUCCCUAGCUGGGAACUCGCAGAACAACAUUGUUGAUUUGUCGAACUAUGUAAAGGAUCUGUCUUCUGAUGCUGAAGAACUGAUAAGCGCAUCAAACAAAUGUUCAAGCGAUGUACAGGUAAUACAAGAAAUCUGCAAUCAAAUAAAAAAUGAAGCGAACAAUGUACUGUAUCCUUCCAAUGUACACAAUAGAGGCAUGGGCAGUACCGUUGAUGAUAUACACGAAAUUGAUAAGUUUGGCCGGGAUUGCAGUAACCGCAUUAAAGAACUCCAGUCCCAAAUUAGUAAAGUGGCAGAUGUAAAUGAACGAGCAAAACUCGAAAACAAACUGCUGAGCUUGGAGGACACGUUAAAUUUGCUGAGGUUUGUAACACAAAGUGCUGUAGCAACGACAACUAGCGCAACGCUCGAUGAAACGCUCAACGAUUUGACUGAUCUGGAGAAUAGGAUACAGCAGAUGCUAUUGCCUGUCGAAAAACUACCAGGUCUUAAUGUUGAGCGUACUGGACCAGGAGCUGCGUCUGAGUGGGGUAAGAGCCAGGUAGUGGCGGCAGCAAGUGGUGGAAACCUUCAGAAGCUUGCGUCAGCCUUCCUAGCAUACGCUGAUGACAUGCGAACUCACGCCCAACUAUCAGACCCCUCCGAAAAUAAACGCGUAAAAGAACAUUUGCAAAAGAUGAUGUACCUUCUGAAGAUAUUGACGGUGACCACAAGCCGCCGUGUGGUGACGUGGCAGGAGGUCAGCGGACCAGAGAUCGCUACCGUCACAGAACAACUCCUCAAGGAAAUCGACAAGGUAUCCCAAAAUUCACCGGGAAAGAGCCAGAAAUCAGUGUUGUCUAACAUUGACGCAAAUAAAUUGUUACUGUUUACGGAAUCUAAAAUAAAAGGAGAAAAAACGCACAUCGAAGGUAAAUUACAGCUGACCUCUACAAAACUCAGCUCAAUGUUGGGUACGGUGGUGCUGAGUACAUCCAAUCCACAGAGUCUCACCAGGAGUCUGAAGGCUACCGUGGAAACCGCCACAGAGCUGGCCGUUCUUGCGCGAGCACUCAAAACAAACGAUCCUCUUCAAAAUGCAAAAAUAGAGGAGGUAGUGAGAGAAAUGAAUUUCUACACCUACAAUAUCGUCAAGAUAUCGGACCUUGUUAGUCAGGAAGCUAACAACCGUGUGUACAGGAAGAGAUUACUUGACUCCUGCCGUAUGCUGAAUGAUGCUAUCAACAAAAUUGUUCGAGUGACGAUGGUCAGCAGCAGCGCUAGCCCGCGGCGGAGGGAGAUCGACGAGAUGACUCGCAGCCUGCAGCUCCAGCAGACGUUGCUGCAGGCUCCGCCGCAGCCUACCUGCAGCAUGUCCUACACUGACUGCAUCGACGCAUUGAAUAGUCAGAAUGAAGUUAUAGACAAAUUGAAGAGUGAAGAGCAAAUGUCCCAGGAACAGUUGAGUAAAGCGAUGGUGUAUGUGAGUGCGGCUGUGCAGAAUAGCACAGAGUACGCUAUGCAGUGUGCAUAUUUUGUAUCACUGCCUGAUGGAGACAUGGAGGUAGCCAAGACGGGCCUGGUGGACGUGCAUCAGUUGGUGAUCAACGUGGAAAUACUACACGAGAUCUGCUACAGGAUUCUGCAAUUUGAGCCGGACCAGGUUAAAUCGGAAGAACCAGAUUUGACCAAACAAGUGGAGAACUUGAAACAAGCUCUAACCGAGGGUUCUAAGAAGUCGGUGCAUCUGAAAGAAGAAUUACUGCAAGCUGUAAACAAAGUAGAUAAAGCCGCAGAAGAUUUGCGUAAAGUUAUAAAUGAACCAAAUACUAAUAGGAAUAAAAUCACAUCGGCGACCAUUAAACUCUUGGAUACAUUGAAAUUGGUGAACUCCAUAUCUGAACACCCGUCGUUGCUGCCCAAAGUGAGUGAGGUGACGACAGAAGCUCAACAGAGACGGGAUGAUAUCUUAAAAAGCUCCAGGAGUCUAACGACAAAAACGUUGGCGCUAAUGAAAGAGGUGAGGUCUGCUGAGGAUCAGGAGAUAAUGACUUGGGUCAUGUUCAGAACCAGGAAAGAUCUGCUUGAUACGUUUGAAGCUCUAGUCGAUGUCGUUAAAGAGAAUGGUAAACGUUCUGGCAUCUUGGAGAUGGCCGUGGAAACUGAAGAGGAACCUAAAAAGAAGAGUUUUGUUCAGAUUCAAUUGGAAUUAGCAAGCAAAUGGCUUAUAACUUCAAGGAGUACGUCUGACACCAAGGAAGCUGGGGAGAAAGCUGCACAAAAAAUCUUAGAAAUUGCAGAACAGAUGGCAGAGGAAUUAAAAGGUCCUGAAAAUGAAGAGAUACGUCACCUCAUUGUGGAGUCUAAACAAUUGCUGAGUAGCUGCUCUAUUAAAUACAGUAAAGAAAAUUCUAGCCAAUUGGUGGAGCGAUUGAAAGGUCUAAAGAAGUGCAUCGAGCGUGGUAUGGUGACCAUAGUUGUGGAAGACUUUAUGCAGGAAAAUGAGCCACUGGCUGACCUUGACUACUUGAUCGAUGCUGAACCUGAUGCAUCGAAACGAAAAUUCAUCUUGGAGCGCAAGAUAGCGGAGUUACAGGCGCAGCUUCAACGUAUGAAGAAGACGGCUAGGCUGGUCGUCAAGGCAGGCUCCGGAGCGGAACAAGUCUGUGUUGAAUUGGAGAAGUGCGCCAAUCAGGUUGAUCUCCUCGCGCCUUUACUCGUCAAAGCUGCUGAAGAUGGAGUCAACUCCUCUAAUGACGAGGCCGCUGUCGAGAAAUACAAAGCAAUCCUGACUGAAUACACGGAAUCUUUAUUGAGGGUCCGAGAUUUGUGCGACCAGUCGGUGGAUCCUAUGGACUUCGUUCAAACUGCAGGGGAAACAAUGCAGCGCUUGAGGGAAGAUUCAUCAUCUAGUAACGACUAUUAUCAGUGUGCUAUGUCCAUCACCAAGCUGGCAAAACGCGUCAUCAACGUAAGUAUGACGUCAAGCAACGCGAAGCGUGACCCUGAGCUGAAGCGGGCCCUCAACGAGGUGCAGCGCCGCAUGUCCGUCAACUUGGUGGCUGCAGACACGCGCUGCAGCCGCCUGCCGGACUGGAGAGUCACCACUGCUGAGAUUUUACGUUCGACCGGCGAAGUAGAGUCGGUGUUGGGAGGCGAGAUGAUAUUCCAGAAACAACCGGAAUCAAACCAACCGAUUUUCACGGCAGCGUUGGGCCUGCACGCUGCCGUCCGCGGGUGGUCGGCGCGUGACAACGAGAUCGUCGCCGUCGCCAAGAGGAUGGCUGUACUCAUGGCCAGGCUCUCAGACUAUAUGAACAACAAUCGUAAACGUGAACUGAUCGCCACGUCUAAGAAGAUAGUGAACGAGUCUAAUGAAGUCGCCAGCCUGGCCAGAAAUCUGGCGUCCGAGUGUUCAGAUAUCAGAAUUAAAACGAAUCUUCAGCAAGUUUGCCAGAGAAUUCCAACGAUCAGCGGCCAGUUGAAGAUGUUGACCACCAUCAGAGGAGCCAUGUUGGGACCUGAAGGUUCCAGAGAAGACCAACAGGACGUGACUAUGUUAGUAGACAACGCACAGAACCUGAUGCUCAGCAUUGAAGAAGUGGUGAAAGUCGCUGCUGGAGCGUCCGUGAAGAUAAUGUCUCAACGCGGCGGGCCUCGAGUGCGCUGGGUCCGCAGAAAUUAUUAAUUUGUAUUUCUAACGUAAUCUUGCUUCUUAUAU
Molecule: messenger RNA, 12213 nt
Organism: Achroia grisella
Lineage: Eukaryota; Metazoa; Arthropoda; Insecta; Lepidoptera; Pyralidae
Product: talin-1-like
Exons: 98
Coding region: 1-12180 (4059 amino acids)
Biological process (GO): cell-cell adhesion
Cellular component (GO): focal adhesion; cytoskeleton; plasma membrane
Molecular function (GO): actin filament binding; integrin binding
Source: RefSeq, a predicted model, not a curated record